AUGCACGGAGCCGGUCACAGUUUGACGGGCGCCCCGCAUCAAAUUCCGCCGCCACGUACUCAGGGAGCGGCGACGGGCGGCCAGCAGCUCUCCGCCACCGCCAAUCAAUUCGUCGAUAAGAUUGAUCCGUUCCACAAUAAGCGUGGCACUUCGCGACGGCUACGCAUCAACAACAGCAGCCGCUACAAUGUCGACUCGGCACAGGAGCUCAUUCAGCUUCCAAUGAUCAAGGACACGGCCAGCAACGAGCAGCCAGCCCUGGUCAUCGAAAAACUCGUCCAAUGCCAGCACGUCUUUGAUUUCUACGAUCCGGUUGCUCAGCUUAAGUGUAAAGAAAUCAAGCGAGCCGCCCUUAACGAGCUGAUUGAUCAUAUCACGUCGACGAAAGGCGCAAUCGUUGAGACAAUCUAUCCGGCGGUGAUUAAGAUGGUCGCCAAGAACAUUUUCCGCGUCCUGCCACCGUCUGAAAAUUGUGAAUUCGAUCCGGAAGAGGAUGAGCCCACUUUGGAGGUCUCCUGGCCUCAUUUGCAGCUGGUCUACGAACUGUUCCUCCGUUUCCUCGAAUCGCCGGAUUUCCAAGCUUCCAUCGGAAAGAAGUACAUUGAUCAACGAUUCGUGCUGAAACUGCUCGACUUGUUCGAUUCGGAGGAUCCGCGCGAGAGGGACUUCCUGAAGACGGUCCUUCAUCGGAUUUAUGGAAAAUUCUUGGGACUGCGGGCCUUUAUUCGUAAACAUAUCAAUAAUAUGUUUUUGAGAUUCGUCUACGAGACGGACUCGUUCAACGGCGUCGGCGAGCUUCUGGAGAUACUCGGAUCGAUUAUCAACGGAUUCGCGUUGCCGCUGAAACAAGAGCACAAGGUUUUCCUGGUCAAAGUGCUCCUUCCACUUCACAAACCCAAAUGUCUAUCGUUGUAUCAUGCUCAGCUCGCCUACUGUGUCGUCCAGUUCAUCGAGAAGGACUCGUCGCUCACUCCGCAGGUCUUCGAUGCGCUGCUCAAGUUCUGGCCACGUACAUGCAGUAGCAAGGAGGUGAUGUUCCUUGGCGAAGUGGAGGAGAUACUCGACAUCAUCGAGCCGGAGCAAUUCAAAAAGAUCAUCGAUCCGUUGUUCCGUCAGCUAGCCAAAUGCGUCAGCAGUCCGCAUUUCCAAGUCGCCGAACGGGCUCUCUACUUUUGGAAUAACGAGUAUAUUCUGUCGUUGAUCGAGGAUACCUCCAGUUUGGUGAUGCCAAUAAUGUUCCCAGCCCUAUACCGUAUCUCCAAGGAGCACUGGAAUCAGACGAUCGUCGCUCUGGUCUACAAUGUGUUGAAAACUUUCAUGGAGAUGAAUGGAAAACUGUUCGAUGAGCUAACAUCAACCUAUAAAGGAGAACGUGUUCGUGAGAAACAACGCGAGAAGGACAGAGAUUUGUUCUGGAAGAAGCUGGAAGCGCUCGAAUUGGAUCCGCCUGCCGAGGGAAAAGAAGUCUCGCCAUCGAUGUUUCCCGAGAAGCUCAGUGAUUAUAUGAAGAGGAUGAAGAUAAACUGGCUCCGCCCCUCCUUCUACAGUACUCCUCUUCCUACAGUAAUCCACUUCCUACAGUAUAUUGCUACUUGA
Messenger RNA from Caenorhabditis briggsae, 1596 nucleotides. Gene Ontology annotation, molecular function: protein phosphatase activator activity. The record is from RefSeq and is a predicted model, not a curated record. Gene Ontology annotation, biological process: protein dephosphorylation; signal transduction. Gene Ontology annotation, cellular component: protein phosphatase type 2A complex; nucleus; cytosol. The transcript is spliced from 9 exons. Lineage: Eukaryota; Metazoa; Nematoda; Chromadorea; Rhabditida; Rhabditidae. Bases 1 to 1596 code for a protein of 531 amino acids.